Molecule: messenger RNA, 1161 nt
Organism: Chanos chanos (milkfish)
Lineage: Eukaryota; Metazoa; Chordata; Actinopteri; Gonorynchiformes; Chanidae
Product: arylamine N-acetyltransferase, pineal gland isozyme NAT-10-like
Exons: 2
Coding region: 61-954 (297 amino acids)
Molecular function (GO): arylamine N-acetyltransferase activity
Source: RefSeq, a predicted model, not a curated record
GUUUCUCGUCUUUCGGAAUAGGAAAAGUGCAGACGUCAUGCAUUGUAAAUUAUUGUCGACAUGGCACUCAAGGCUAACAGAAUGGAUCUGAAGGAGUACUUCCAGAGAAUAGGCUUCACUGGUCUGUUUGAAAAAGCUGAUCUGGACACUCUCUGCACCAUACAUAAGCUUCAUGUAAUGUCAAUCCCAUUUGAGAACCUCAGCAUUCACUGUGGAGAAAAAAUCACCAUGGACCUUGACGUCAUAUACAAUAAGAUUGUGAGGAGUAGCCGUGGCGGUUGGUGCUGUGAGAAUAAUUAUCUGUUUGCGUGGGUACUUCAGGAGAUGGGCUACAAGUACACAACGCUGGGCUCUAGAGUCUUCAACACCAUCAAGAAUGAUUUCAACCCCAUGGACUCUCACCUCAUCAACAAGGUUGACAUAGAUGGCAAGGCUUACAUUGCAGAUGUGAGUUUUGGGGUGUCGUGUCAAAUAUGGCACCCUCUUGAGCUUGUCUCUGGCAAAGACCAGUCCCAAACAGCUGGCAUCUUCCGACUCCUGGAUGAUGGGGAGAAGUGGGUUCUGGAGAAAACUGGCAGAAAGCCACUGGUUCAGAAUGAGGCCUUUGCCAACUCCAGUCUCAUCGACAAGCGCCUAACAAAGACAAUUUACUGCUUCUCUUUAAUACCCCGUGGAGCAGAUCACUUUCUAGAAACCACUCAUUACCUCCAGACCAGUCCAGACUCACUUUUCACCAAUAAGUCUAUCUGCUCCCUGCAGACAAAAGCUGGGUUCAGAGCUCUCAUUGGCUGGACUUACAGUGAGGUCACCUUUGACUAUGAGGAUGGUGUAGAUCUUGUGGAGAUGAAAGAAAUUCCAGACCGUGAGAUAGAAAACGUGCUAAGAGACAAGUUUAGCGUGGUGUUGAAAAACAAACUUGUCCCUGUUAACAAUAAAGCCAGUUACUCCAUUUAAGCUUUCACAGCAAACACUAUGCACAAAUGUAGCCUUCCAUCUUAACCUCCUUUUUAUUGUAGCUAGUGUACCAUCAUGAGGCUAUAUUACAGCAGGCCGAUUUUUCAAGAGAAGUCAAAGCAACUAGUAAAACUGAGCUUUAACUUUUUUGUACUAUUUACUGUAUUGACUUUUUGAUAUUUAAUUUUUUAAAUGUUCUUUUUUGAA